Messenger RNA from Spirometra erinaceieuropaei, 1717 nucleotides. Lineage: Eukaryota; Metazoa; Platyhelminthes; Cestoda; Diphyllobothriidea; Diphyllobothriidae. The record is from the annotation of a GenBank genome assembly.
AUGUUGUUCCUGUUCCUCAUUCUGCCUCUUCCUCCUCUUCCUCCCGCAUACUUCUUCUUCAACCUCAUCUUCUUCUCCCCCGCCGCCCCACGUGCCGGUCUGGCAGGGUGAGUCCGCUCACUCUGACAGCCUACAAUGUUCGUUCACUUUUAGACAAUCCGCGGAGCAACCGACCGGAACGGCGGACGGCGCUAGUGGCUCGGAAACCGGCGCGCUAUAAGGUGGACAUCGCCGAACUCAGCGAGACCCGAUUCUCCGAACAAGGCCAACUGGAGGAGGUUGGUGCCAGCCACACCUUCUUCUGAAGCGGUCGGCCCAGGGCAAUGCGACGAGACGCGGGAGUUGCCCUCAACAUCCGGAACGACAUCGUGGGAUGACUGGCUUGUAUGCCGCAGGGAAUAGACGACCGCCUGAUGAGCCUCCCUCUGCCUCUCUGGGAGGCAAAUUCGCCACCAUCAUCCGUGCCUAGGCUCCGCCGAUAACCAGCCCCGAGGCCGCCGCAAGAGACAAAUUCUUGGUGACUUCAACGCCCGCGUCGGCACAGACCAUACUGCCUGGAGAGGAGUGCUGGGUCCCCAUGGUCUCCGCGGCUCCAAUGACAAUGGCCUGCUCCUUCUUCGCACCUGCGCAGAACAUCGCAUCAUCCUGACAAACACGUUCUUCUGUCUGUCGGAGCAAGAGAAGGUCACCUGGAUGCAUCCUCGAUCGCGUCGGUGGCACCUGCUGGACUAUAUCCUCGGCUGCGGGAAGUGCUGCUGACAAAGACGAUCGCGGGUGCUGACGGGCGGACUGACCAUCGCCUCGUCGUCUGGAAGAUGCGUAUAUGCCUACAGCCUCGCAGGAGACCACAAGGUAAUUGACCCCCAGGUAAGCUGAAUAUUGUCUUGUUGUCUUUGCCGGCUCACCAUCUUCAUUUCAACAACGAGCUAGCUCAACGGCUAGACAAUCUUCCAGUCGCUGCCACUGCCGAAAGCGCCUCCGUGGAGAACCGACAGUGUCAAGUGCGAGACACGGCCCAGUCGACGGCAUUGUCUGUCCUCGGUCGCGCACAUUGCCAACACAAGGACUAGUUUGACAACAACGACGCCGUCAUCAGCAGCCUGCUCGCUGAGAAGAACCGACAACGCAAAGCCUACGUAGACAACCCUACCGACGACCACAGAGCUGCCUUCUUCCGUUGUCGUCGCCUCCUACAACAGCGACUGCGCGAGGUGCAGUACGCCUGGACUGCUCGCAAAGCCGACGAGAUCCAAGGGUACGCGGACCGCAACGAAUGGAAGAACUUCUUCUCUGCGAUCAGAAAUUUCUACGGUCCGCCGACUAAAGGCACCGCUCCUCUCCUCAGCGCGACGGCAGUACUCUCCUCACUGCGAAAACACAAAUUCUACAGCAAUGGGCCGAGCAUUUCCGAGGCGUCCUCAACCGCCCCUCCACCAUCUCCGAAGCCGCCAUCGUCCGUUUGCCGCAAGUGCAGACCAACGCGGUCCUCGACCUCCCGCCCUUUCUCCAGGAAACCAUCAGGGCCGUGCCGCAGCUCUCCAGCGCGAAAGCACCCGAAUCGGACGCGAUCCCAGCUGAGAUGUACAAGCACGGCAGUCCCCAACUCGUGGAUCACCUGACUGCGCUCUUCCAGGAAAUGUGGCGUCAAGGUGAAGUCCCGCAGGAUUUUAAAUACGCGGCAAUCGUGCAUCUCGAUAAGCGGAACAUUAACCGCUAG